Parnassius mnemosyne (clouded apollo) is the source of this 1824-nucleotide messenger RNA. Lineage: Eukaryota; Metazoa; Arthropoda; Insecta; Lepidoptera; Papilionidae. The record is from the annotation of a GenBank genome assembly.
AUGGCCCAAACAACAAUCACAGCAUUUUUUAAUAGUAGAAAAAGACCUGCAUCAGAGGAUUUAGUAGGUACAAAAAAUAAAAUAGCACACAUCGAACGUACUCUAGAUACUUCAGCUCAAUGUGGUCGUAAUAUUUCAAGCCAGAAAAAUAACGAUGUGAUCAAUAACAAUAAAACUUCGAAAGUCUCGCUUGAAAAAGAAUUAAAAGAAGAAAAAAGAGACUUAUGCAUUUUUCAAAAACCAACUUCAAACGGCGUCCUAAAAACAUCAAAAGAGUCUGAAGCCUUUUCAAGGAAGGUUAAUGCUUCUAAUAUUUCUAAAACUUCGUUAUGUUCAAAAUCAAUAUCAGUUAGUUCGGCCCGCAAAGAGUUAAGUUUAGGAGACAUCAGGAAAAAACUAGGUGGUAGUUCAAGGUUAGCAGAGUUAAAAGCAACUGCAGAUCGUCUAAGCAAAGGCAUUCAACAACUUAAAGAGAGCAGCGAUAAAAGAAAUCUAAAGGAAUUCAAGUCAUUUGAUGUGGAUGUACCUAUAAGUCCAAACAAAGUCCGUCAUGAAUUGCUGUCUUCACAAAAAGAUGCUGAUACCCAACUCCAAAGACCUCUCAUUUCACCCCGAAAAGUUGUUGUCAGUCCAGUCAAGAGUCCUAACAAGGUACCAGCCUAUAUUAGACAUGCAGCGUUGGCGACAUCUACUACCAGUUUACCUCUACCUCACCACUAUAGAUUUCUUGCUGAACUCUUCAGAGGAAUGGAAACAGUUGUUGCUUUGUUACAUAAUAGGAAUGAAAAAAUUACUUUUACCAAACUAAAACCCUCCAUCCAAGAGAUGCUUAAAAGGAAUUUCUCGGAAAAACAUUUAGCCCAAAUAAAACACUUAGUACCAGACUUUUACAAUUAUGAUAUACAGAAAAUAAAGAAUUUCAGUGGCUCAUCUCAAAAGGAAAAUUAUGAAUUAAUAAUAUCUCCCAACUUUCCAAAUGAUAUAAAAAUUAUGAAUCCAAGUGUUCUUUUAGAAAGGCGUAGAUAUUUCUAUGACACUUUGCUCCAAUUGGUAAAGAAACACCAUGCACAAUAUUUAUUGUCUCUAGACCCACCUAUGGAAAUACCCGAUAACAAACUAGUUCGUUGGCAUCCAGAAUUUGAACUUGAAAAGAUUCCUGAAAUAGAAUGUGCUAAAUUACCUGAAAUGCCAAAUGUAGAAACACUAAAUACCGCCCAUGAUGUACUUGCUAAAGCACGAGAAUUGUUCAACUGCAAUACAAGAAUGGAACGAGCAUUGGAAAAAUUAGCUCAAGCCAGAGCCCGUGGUCUUACUGCGGAGGAGAAAAGUGUUACUGGUAUCAAUGAGGACAAACAGAUGCCUGCAAAAUCUACCACUUCAACACAAACAAAUCAAACAGGAUCAGUUACCAUUCUGAACCCAGCCCUCCGUAAUUUACCAUCGGCGUUAUUAGAGAAAGUAAAGGCUAAACAAGCAGCUAAAGCACUGGAAGCAAUGACAAAGUCCUCAGAACAUGAACAAAAAUACUUUAUAUACAGCCGGCUGCCAGACCUUGCAAGAACAUUAAGAAAUAUAUUUGUAACUGAAAGGAAGAAUGUGUUGGCACUGAACAUUGUUCUAUCUAAACUGGAGAGUAGUUUCAAAGCUAAUGUCUCUACUGCUGAUCUACAAAGAGACAUUAAAUUACUUACAGAAGAAGUGCCACAGUGGAUUAAACUACAUGAAAUAAGAAACACCACAUAUCUUAAAUUGGAUAAAAAUUGUGAUUUGAAGCAAAUCACUUCCACGUUGGAAGCAGUGGCUGCUAAACUCAGGAGUGGUUAG